Messenger RNA from Aspergillus fijiensis CBS 313.89, 1030 nucleotides. RefSeq lists its product as uncharacterized. Bases 87 to 731 code for a protein of 214 amino acids. The record is from RefSeq and is a predicted model, not a curated record. Lineage: Eukaryota; Fungi; Ascomycota; Eurotiomycetes; Eurotiales; Aspergillaceae. Gene Ontology annotation, molecular function: acyltransferase activity, transferring groups other than amino-acyl groups. The transcript has a single exon.
GUACUCCGGCACGUAUCCUCAACACAAUAUACAACCAACACCAUCAGAAAACUCCCGACCAGUCAUCCCCACCAAAAACCUACCCAAUGCCACCCUGCACCCUCGAGCCCAUCAAUCUAGCCGAUCCCACGCAACACACAGAACUCCAACGCCAACGCACCCUCUGCGGCUGGGACCACCAGCCCACCACCCUGGCGCAAUGGCACGCCAGACAAACCGAAGGCCUGAAGAACUUCUUCUGGAUUGUCAUCCCCAGCCCCAAUCCCAACCCUGACGUUCAAACGAACACCAUCCGCGCCGGCCACAUCUCCCUAGACGCCUACAGCAACCCCCCGGACCCGGACCUCGCGCGAUCCGACAGAUCCAUCCUCGCCCUGCAGACCUUCUUCGUCCUCCCAGAGUACCGGUCCGCCGGGGUAGGCCGCCACGCCGUGAAGCUCAUCGAGGAGCAGGCCGCCCGCGAGCCAGCCUGCCAGUUGAUCGCGCUGACGGCGCUGAGCAAGAAGUACCGGUACCAAGAGGGGCGCGAGUGGCGCGGGAUCUGGGAGCGGAUGGGCCAGCCCGUGCCCCCGUUCAGUAUCCAGGAGUGGUAUGAGAAGGCCGGGUAUGUCGGGUGGAAGGAGGAGCCGCGGUACGAGGAGCGGAGCUUGGACGGGGAGGUGAUUUGGCUGUGGGAGGUGUUUAUGCGGAAGGAGGUGAGGCGGGGUGCUCCGUUGAGUGGAAAGGUGUAAGACGGACAUUGAGGCUGUGUGUUUUUCUGGAAGGUGGUUUGACGUGGUGGAGAUGCCUUUGGGCGUGAGGGACAUUUCAACACCACGGAUGUUUUAUGCGCCAAGGGCUUGGGGAUUCGUAUCCACGUACGCUCUUCGGCGUCGGAAACCCAAAUCUUAUGCUUGCUAGGCAGACAUGAUGUUCAACUCUAAAUUCUGUUAGGAGAAAAAUGGUUUGGUACAUGGUCGAAGGAAACGUGGUGCUUCGAAGAAACUAUUGUGUAUGCCUGUAUACAAUAAAGGGUUCAUACAAUAAAGAC